Molecule: messenger RNA, 2256 nt
Organism: Miscanthus lutarioriparius
Lineage: Eukaryota; Viridiplantae; Streptophyta; Magnoliopsida; Poales; Poaceae
Source: the annotation of a GenBank genome assembly
AUGACGCAGAGCAUGAGAGGCGGAGGGAGCGGCCGCGGCCACGGGAAAGGCCAAUACGGCAGCAGCCACAACCACCACCUCCACCACAGCGCGCUGUGCUGCCUCUCCGCCGCGCCGCCGCUGCCGGGGGACGCCACGCCGACGCUGACGCCGGAGCCGGAGGCCGCGGCCGCUGCGUCGGGUCCGGCCGUCGCAGUGGAGGGCGUGCUGCACAAGUGGACCAACUACGGCCGCGGGUGGCGGGAGCGCUGGUUCUCGCUCCGCGACGGCGUACUGUCCUACUCCAAGAUUCGGGCCGCCGACGCGGGCGGCGUCGCCCGGGCCGGGGCCGGGGCGGGGGCGCGGGCGGGCGCGGCGGCGGACGGCGACGGGGAGGUCAGGCUGAUCGGCUCCAGGGUGGGAGGAGCGCGCCGCACGGAGAAGCCCGCCGGCGUCGUUUUCCUCAAGGUGUCAGCAUUUCGGGAGAGUAAGUCGGACGAUAGGAGAUUCUACAUAUUUUCCCCCACCAAGACGCUUCACUUGAAGACGGACUUGAAAGAUGACCGUGCUGCCUGGAUUGAGGCCUUGAUCCUGGCAAGGAGUGUUUAUUCUCUCGGGUCACUCAGUGGGAGAGUAGCUUUCGUGCAGAGCGAUGUUUCGAUUUCAACUGCAAGGCUUAGAGAUCGGAUGCAUCAGGAGGGUCUGAAUGAGAGUCUUAUACAGGACUGUGAACAGAUUGUGCUUUCUGAGUUCUCAAGUUACCGGAAGCAACUGAAGCGACGUUACGAGGAUUACUUAAGCUUGUUUGGGUCCUGCAGACAUCAGUUUGAGGAAGGUAAAGAUGGAAGUAUAACACAGGAGGCAUUGACAAGAAAUGACUUCUCUAGUUCUCGGCAUGGAAAUUUUAGUGAAUAUAGCACAACAGAAUCUGAUGAGCAUGAGUUUGAGAAGCAAGAUGGAGGUGAAUUGAUUUGUGAAGAUGAAUCUACAUUCUUUGAUUCUGUAGACUACUUCACAGAGUCAGACAACAGAUCUUCAACCAUGUUAACUGGUCAAGAAGUUGUGGAUUCCCAAACGCAUGAUUCCAGUAACAACAGGUUACCACAAAUCACACGACGGAGUAGGCUGCCUGAGCCUACUGAGAAAGAGAAAGGGAUCAGCCUCUGGUCCAUUAUUAAAGAUAGCGUUGGAAAGGAUUUGACACGAGUUUGUCUUCCAGUUUACUUCAAUGAACCACUCUCAUCCCUUCAGAAGUGCUUUGAAGAUUUGGAAUAUUCAUACCUCUUGGAUCAGGCAUAUCAACAUGGAAAAGUGGGGGACAGCCUCAUGAGAAUUCUCAAAGUAGCUGCUUUUGCGGUCUCUGGCUAUGCUUCAUCUGUUGCAAGACCUUGCAAACCGUUCAAUCCAUUGCUAGGAGAGACCUAUGAAGCUGAUUACCCUGACAAAGGAGUUCGUUUUUUUGCAGAAAAGGUUAGUCAUCAUCCAAUGCUGAUUGCCUGCCACUGUGAAGGCAAGGGAUGGAAAUUCUGGGGCGACAGCAAUCUCAAAUCCAAGUUUUGGGGGCAGUCAAUUCAAGUUGAACCAGUUGGCACUUUGACUCUGGAAUUUGAGGAUGGUGAAAUCUUCCAAUGGAAUAAGGUCACAACAACCAUUCACAAUCUCAUUCUUGGGAAGUUGUACUGCAGCCACCAUGGAACAAUGCACAUAAAAGGGAAUCGUCAGUAUUCAUGUAAACUGAAGUUCAAAGAGCCAUCACUUCUUGACCGGAAUCCUCAUCUAGUACAAGGCUUUGUAGAGGACAAUAAUGGGAACAAAGCUUCGUUUUUGAUAGGGAAGUGGGACGAAAGCAUGUAUUGUAGUAAUUCUGAUACUUUCAAGGUGAAGAGCGCCGAUCAACUGAAAGGUGCCUCGCUGCUGUGGGAAAAGAACAAACCUGCUCCUAACCCAACACGAUACAAUUUUUCUUCAUUUGCGAUCACACUGAAUGAGUUGACCCCAGGGCUGCAGGAGAAACUUCCACCUACUGAUUCACGGCUCAGACCAGACCAGCACCACCUAGAGAAUGGCGAAUACGAGAAGGCGAAUGCAGAGAAGUUGAGAUUGGAGCGCCGGCAAAGAAUGUCAACGAAACUUCAAGACAAUGGCUGGAAACCCAGGUGGUUCGAGCAGGACACCGAGGACGGGACGUAUCGCUACAAAGGCGGAUACUGGGAAACAAGAGAGAAGUGCUGCUGGGAUGGGUGCCUCGACAUAUUUGGGGAAUUUGUGGAAACAUGA